This is a messenger RNA of Polyodon spathula (Mississippi paddlefish), 3201 nucleotides long. Its product is annotated as anoctamin-7-like. Gene Ontology annotation, cellular component: plasma membrane. Gene Ontology annotation, biological process: chloride transmembrane transport. Lineage: Eukaryota; Metazoa; Chordata; Actinopteri; Acipenseriformes; Polyodontidae. The coding region runs from base 541 to 2994 and encodes 817 amino acids. The record is from RefSeq and is a predicted model, not a curated record. Gene Ontology annotation, molecular function: chloride channel activity; protein dimerization activity. The transcript is spliced from 23 exons.
AGAGGUGUGGUAAAGCACAGAGAGGUGUGGUAAAGCACACAGAGGUGUGGUAAAGCCUAUUUUAAAUCACGACAAACCAGGGUAAUCUCUGGUAAGGGAAUAGCAGUAUUGCAUAGUGCGUUGUAUUUGUUGUCUGUCACCCUUGUCCUUUGAGCAGAAAACGGCAGCGCUGGUUGGAGCUGGUGUGGAGGCCUAAAGCGAGUCAACAUUGAAAAUAACAAGGUUAACCUGAAAGAUAACAGGAUCAUGGCACAACGUGUUAUUUACAUUUACCUCAGCUAACAAUAACGUUCCCUCAUAAAGCAGAUCACGGCAAAUGUGCACGAUUAAUUCGAUUACUUAAACCAGCCCGGGUUCUGUUGUUUAUUACAAUGUUAUUAAUUUCGAUUUGUGUAAGAAUACAUUUUACUGCAUGUCAGUGAUUAAUUAUUCAAUGAGAAUGACAAGCAAAGAAAUCGACGGAGGAGCGUCACCUGUCAAGCACGAUGUCAUGGUAACCGGGGAGUUCUCUGUUUAUAAUCAAAAUUGACCCCUUGAGACAUGCCUGCAAAGUGGAACGACCGCAUAAGCGCGGGGGCUGCUAUCGAUUUUGUGCUGGUAUGGGAGGAGAGCUUGGAGGAACAAGAGCCCAAGGACAGUCUGAUCCCCAGAGAAGAGCAAACAAAUAAGAAGGCGCUGUGCAAGGAGAAGUGGAGAAAGACGUUCCUGUGUAAUCUCUGCAGGGCUGGCUUGAGGACGGAGGAGGAAGUCACUACGAGUGCUAAGGAGAAGAUCCAUUACUUUAAAAUCAACGCCCCCUUCGAGGUCCUGGGUUUCUACGCUGAAGAGCUCAGAAUGCUGUGCCCUCUUAAGGUCUGUCCUCGCGUCUACGAGCCCACCACUCUGAAACUGCUGAGGAAGCUCAGGCUCCCGAACCCCUUCUACGAGAACGUGCCCAACCAUCCCCCAAACUUCUACAUGUGCCCCUUCAGUCGGGCCAAGUUCAAGAGGUUUCACGGCAGUAAAAAUCCUGAGACUUUCUUCAGCACCACACAGAGGCAGAGAAUCGUGUACGAGGUGUUAUGCAGAACUCCCUAUGGGAAAGGGAGGAGUGACCAGAUUGGAAUAAACAAAUUGCUGGACAGAUUGGUGUUCUCAGCUGCCUAUCCCCUUCACGAUCAUCCCGACGUGCUGCCAGACCUCACUGUCCCACCAGAGGAGCUGAACAGCAGGCAGAUCCUGGGUCGCUACUGGGCAAACUGGUGGAGGUGGUACAAGUACCAGCCCGUGGAGCACAUCCGACACUACUUCGGAGAGAGGGUGACUUUCUACUUUGUGUGGCUAGGUUUUUACACCUCCUGGCUGGUACCUGCUUCCCUGGCGGGGGUCCUGGUCUUCGUUUACGGAGCACUUACCCUCUCCAGUGACGUCCCAGUGGCUGAGCUGUGUGAGAGCGGGGACACCUUUAAGAUGUGCCCCCUUUGUGACAGCUGCAAGAUCUGGAACCUGUCCAUCGCUUGUAACCUGACUAAGCUGAGCUACCUGUCUGACCACCCAGGCACUGUGCUGUACAGCGUCUUCAUCUCCUUCUGGGCAGUGCUGUUCCUGGAGGCCUGGAAGAGGAAGAGCAGGUCCUUGUGUUAUCACUGGGACAGCACCAGCAUGGGCUACGAGGAGGAGCCUGUGCUCCCCGAAUAUGCAGCAAAGGCGCCCCGGACCGGCUGGCAUGAACCCUACCUCCCACUCAAGACUCGAUUCCCGCGAAUCUUCACAGUCUAUUCCGUCAUCGCAAUGAUGCUGACUGUGGUCCUCAUCUAUCUCGUAGCCAUCAUCAUAUAUCGCAGCGUUGUCACCAUCGUUCUGUUCCGGUCUGAAAUCACAGUGCUGAAAACACAGGCCACUAUGAUCGCUGGAACGAGCGGAGCUAUGGUGCAACUCAUCCUUAUUGUUAUCAUGGAGCGGGUCUACACAGAGCUGGCAAUGCAGCUCACACACUGGGAGACGCCCCGCACCCAGUCCCAGUAUGAAGACUCCUUCUCUUUCAAAGUCUUCGUGUUUCAGGUGGUCAACCUCUACUCGUCCUCUGUCUACGUGGCUUUCUUCAAAGGCAGGUUCAUAGGCUACCCUGGGCAUUACGGACACCUCAUGCAGGUCCGAAACGAAGAGUGCGGCCCAGGAGGGUGUCUGGUGGAACUGACCCAGCAGCUGAUAGUCAUCAUGAUCGGGAGACAGAUUCUGAGUAACAUCACUGAGCUGGCUGUCCCGAAGCUCCAUUCCUACCUGCUGAGACGGAGGACCGGGCUGACUGACCACAGUCGGGAGCAGCCCUGGGAGCAGGACUUCAAGAGGGACCGGUUCGAUGGGCUGCUGCCAGAGUACCUGGAGAUGGUGCUGCAGUUCGGCUUCAUCACGAUCUUUGUGGCAGCCUUCCCUCUCGCCCCUCUCUUCGCUCUGAUCAAUAACUGGAUGGAGAUCCGGCUGGACGCGCGCAAGCUGCUGCUGGAAGUGCGGAGGCCCGUCGCGGAGAAGGCUCACAACAUCGGAGUGUGGUUCAGCAUCCUGGAGGUGCUGACCAAGCUGUCCGUCAUCAGCAACGCAGUCCUGAUAACAUUCAGCUCUGAGUUCCUCCCACGCAUGCUCUACAAGAUUAACCACGAUGGGGACCUGAGAGGCUACGUCAACUUCUCUCUGGCAUACGCUCCCCUGGAGUACACGGACACCCACAACAGCACCGCGUGCAGGUACCGGGCGUUCCUCAGCGCCUCUGGGGAGAGUACGCUGUUCUCAUGGAGGCUCCAGGCCAUGCGUCUGGGUUUCAUGGUCAUAUUUGAGCAUGUGGUCCUGACAGUUCACUGUCUGCUUGACUGGCUGGUGCCGGAUGUCCCGCUGUCUGUAGAGAUGCGCUUGAAGCAGGAGCAGCACAUCAGCAGGAGCCUGCAGGGGGAGGAGCCUCUACUGCCCACACAGAGACAGGAUGAGAGGAGUGUCUCGUCCAGCUCUGAGACGGAAGUGUAGGGCUGGCCUGUCUGCCGCUCCCCUUGCAGCCUGCAUGAAAGAAGCUCCCUGCCUCAGAGCUUGUGCUAUGAUCAAGUCACACCGCGGGGCAGCUCUGCGGGGACUGACGCCCUUUACCCUGCAGAGUGCCUUCUCUGUGACAGUCGGCAAUGGAAAAUAAACUGUCACACCUUGUCUGCUGGAAUGGGAGCCGAAGCCCUUCGCUGC